CAUUUUAACAAAUUCACUCACUACGCAGCAUGUGUGAUUUGCAGUCAGUUUUUACUCUGAUGAGGAACGUAAUAUUUUUGCACAAAAUUUCGCAAAUUUACAAAUUGCAAAUUCUCUAAUUGACUCCACCCCCAAGAUGAGCAUCCCUUCCGACGCGGGGGCGAGAUUGCUCGAUUUUUCGACACGUUUCGACAUUGAUUUGUUAGACCGGGUCGUAUCCGUCGUGUACAAGGAGACGGGGGAACAGCAAAAACUAGCCCAAGAAAUAUUAUCAAUGUUAACAAAUCACGCCGAAUCCUGGACUCGCGUCGACGCUAUUUUAGAAUUUUCAAAUCACAAGGAGACAAAGUAUUUUGGACUGCAGAUCCUGGAGCAGGUUAUCAAAAAGAGGUGGAAGGCGCUCCCGAGGGCGCAGUGCGACGGAAUUAAGAAGUUUAUCGUCGCCCUCAUCAUCAAGACGAGUUCGGCGCCGGGCGCGCUGCAAGGCGAUGAGAAGGUGUAUAUUAACAAGCUAAAUGUGAUAUUAGUUCAGAUACUGAAGCGUGAAUGGCCCAAGAACUGGUCUACCUUCAUUCCCGAUAUUGUCGGUGCCUCGAAAACCAACGAAUCUAUGUGUCAAAAUAACAUGACGAUUUUGAAACUCCUCUCCGAAGAAGUGUUUGACUUCUCAUCGGGUCAAAUGGUUCAGGUGAAGGUGGACAAACUGAAGGAGACGAUGCACACAGAAUUCUCGGAAAUUUUCAACCUCUGUCAAUUCGUCAUGGAAAACACGACCAGUCCCCACCUUAUUUUGGCCACGUUGGAAACCUUGUUAAGAUUUCUGAACUGGAUCCCUUUGGAGUAUGUGUUCGAAACGGAGUUAAUCAACGUACUGACGGGGAAGUUCCUCGCCGUUCCCCCGUUUCGCAACGCGACUUUGAAAUGUCUCACGGAAAUCGCCCCCCUCACGACGCCCUUUACAAAAUACUACCCCACCAAAUUCCUCCAGCUGUUCAGCCAAACCCUGUCCCAGCUGGAGGUGAUGAUCCCCCUUCCGAUCGACCUCCGCGAUGCCUACUCCCGCGGUGGGGACGACGAACAGCAGUUCAUCCAAAAUCUGGCCAUGUUUUUAUCCACGUUUCUGAGGAAACAUGAAAGUCUCGUGGCCCGACACGUGCCACACCUGCUUUUCAAAGGGUUACAAUACCUCGCCCUUAUUUCGGAGGUGGAGGAUGUGGAAAUUUUGAAGAUUUGCCUAGAAUAUUGGAACGACCUAGCUUAUAGCCUUCAGAGUGAAAUCUUCUUCUACUCUCACUCCAACCGGAACCUCUUCUACGGCCCACUCCUCUCCAUGGUGCGAUUCGUUCUGAUCACCCGGAUGGUGAAACCGGAAGAAAUCCUCGUCGUGGAAAACGAGAAUGGAGAAGUGGUCCGUGAAUUCAUGCGGGACACGGAUUCUAUUAAUUUGUACAGAACUAUGAAGGAAACACUGAUCUCAUUGACCCACUUGGACUGCCAGAGCACGGUUAAGAUUAUGAAGGAAAGACUAAAGAAUCAGGUGGAUGGGAGCGAGUGGAGCUGUCAAAAUUUGAACACGCUCUGCUGGGCAAUCGGCUCCAUUUCCGGCGCCAUGGGUGACGAUGACGAGUUGCCCUUUAUCCUGACCGUGAUGGAAGAUUUGUUCGUGUUGUCAUCCCAGAAAAAGAAGGAAAAUGACGAAAAGGGGGUGAUCACGUUUAAAAUAUCCUUCAUGUACCUGGUCGCCCAAUACCCCCAGUUCCUCCGGGCACAUCCAGAAUUUCUGAAAAUUUUCGUCAGACUCCUCUUCGACAAUAUGCACCUGACCCAGGAAGGAGUACAAGACAUGGCGUGCGAUACUUUAGUGAAGAUUGGUCAGCAUUGUUCACACCUCUUCGUGACUGUUCAAUGUUCACGGUUCACUGUUCAAAACGGAGGGAAUCAUCCCUUCAUCGAGGAGAUUUUGACAAGAUUGCCGACCAUAAUUUCCGACCUGACGCCGGGGCAGGUGCAAACAUUUUAUGAAGCCGUUGGCUACAUGAUCGCGGUAGAGGAGGAUAACUUACUGCGAGAUAAUUUGAUCGAGAGGUUGAUGACGUUGCCGAAUAGGGCUUGGGAUGCCAUUAUGAGUCAGGCCGCUCGGAAUGUGGAGGUCCUCAAAGAGAUCGAUUGCGUGCAUCAAUUGGCGUGUAUUUUAAAGACGAAUGUACGAGCGGCCAAGUCUUUGGGACAUGUUUAUGUGGGACAGCUCGGUCGGAUCUAUCUCGACAUGCUGAACGUUUACAAAGUCACGUCAGACAACAUCACGUCCGCCAUCGGCACGUACGGCGAGUCCGUCACGAAGCAGCCGGUCAUUAAAGGGAUGCGCGUCGUGAAGAAGGAAAGUCUAAAAUUAAUUUCGACCUGGAUCAAGCGCUCUGAGAAUCCAGAAAUGGUUCUCGACCACUUAAUCCCCGCCUUGCUGAACGCAGUCCUGCUCGACUAUCAAAUCUGCUCCGUCCCAUCGGCCCGCGAACCGGAAGUGCUGACCACCAUGGCGACAAUUGUCAAUAAAUUGGAGGCCAGGAUAACACCCCAAGUGCCCAAAAUAUUUGAUGCCGUGUUCGAAUGCACGCUCGGCAUGAUUACGAAAGACUUUCAAGAGUUUCCUGAACAUCGAGUUGGAUUUUUUGAAUUGGUUAAGGCCGUGACGACCCACUGUUUCUCAGCCUACUUGACCAUCCCACCUCCUCAAUUCAAACUGGUCCUGGACUCGAUAAUUUGGGCGCUAAAACAUACCAUGCGCGCCGUGGCGGAUAUCGGACUGGAUAUUUUGUAUACCCUUCUGCAGAAGAUAUCCGUUCAACCCGUAGAGAUUUCCCGAUCCUUUCAUGAAACCUAUUUCCUCGAUAUUCUCGAGCACGUGCUAUCCAUCGUGACGGACUCCUCCCACGUGGGCGCUCUCUCCAUGCAUGCCACCAUCUUGGCGUACCUCUUCUCCAUCGUGGAAAUGGGACUUGUUCAGCUACCAGGGGCUGAGGGGGUCAGUGGCGGCGUGGCGGUGUUGGUGCAGACCCACGUGAUGGAUCUCCUUAAGCGUGAGUUUCCCCACUUGACGGACAACCAGGUCAAGGUCACGGUGCUCGGCAUGUUCUCGCUUAACCAGGACGUGACCAGAUUUAGGGACCAUUUGAGCGACUUUUUAGUACAGAUUAAAGAAAUUACUGGCAACGACGAAUCAGACCUUUAUUUGGAGGAGCGUGAAGCCACAUUGCAGAAAAUUGAGGCGGAAAAGGGUCCAUUUUACAUGGCCGAGAAUGGCUGUUUGAAUCCGGAAGGGGAAGACGUUCCUAAUUAAUUUACAUAUUUGACAAUUUACAUAAUAUUUAC
Molecule: messenger RNA, 3366 nt
Organism: Folsomia candida
Lineage: Eukaryota; Metazoa; Arthropoda; Collembola; Entomobryomorpha; Isotomidae
Product: exportin-1
Exons: 12
Coding region: 137-3334 (1065 amino acids)
Biological process (GO): protein export from nucleus; ribosomal small subunit export from nucleus; ribosomal large subunit export from nucleus
Cellular component (GO): cytoplasm; nucleus
Molecular function (GO): small GTPase binding; nuclear export signal receptor activity
Source: RefSeq, a predicted model, not a curated record